AUGUGGAGGGCAUUAACUAGAAACUCGGUGUCCGCGAUCAAUGCUGGUACGUUGAGAUAUUUACAUGUCACGGGGCGACUAUGGAACGCGCAGCCCUUUCUCAUGCCGGCGAUGUCGCCCACGAUGGAAAAGGGUGGUAUAGUCAGUUGGAAGUUCAAGCCGGGGGACUCGUUCAAGUCCGGGGAUGUUCUGCUAGAGGUGGAGACUGACAAAGCGCAGAUUGAUGUGGAAGCUCAAGAUGACGGUCAAAUGGCAAAGAUUUUAGUAGACGAUGGUGCUAAGGACAUUGCUGUUGGCACGCCAAUUGCUUACCUUGCCGAAAUGGAGGACGAUUUAUCCAAGUUGGAGUACCCAGAGUUUAAUGCGAAUGUUGAGCAUUCUGGGGGGGAGAGUUCUCCCCCUCAGGAAUCUUCUGAGAAAGGUAGUUCAUUACGGGGGGACGCAGCCCCCCCUACCGGAAGCACCAAAGAAACUUCAAAAGAUGAUACAUUGCUACCCUCGGUGGGUAUACUACUGAAAGAGAAUGGGAUCUCACCAACUGAUGCUUUGAAGAGUAUCAGUGGAUCUGGUCCAAAUGGAAGGAUUUUGAAGGGCGAUGUUCUUGCACACCUGGGCAAGAUCCCGAAAGAGUCUGUGAGUAAGAUCCAAGAUUACAUCUCGAAGAAUUCCAAGCUGGAUUUGACGGGGAUUAAGAUGCGUAGCUCAGAGACUGUGACCAAUGAGGGCUCUGCAGCUGUGAAGGGUGAAUCUUCCGCUCCCCCCAGUAAAACACCAGUACCCAAACCAGAAAAUAUCACCAUUGCCGAAGACAUAGUGAUCACACCUCGUGCAGGGGUCGAUUCAUUCAAGUUGGAGGGGGUCGUCAGGUCAUACAUGAACGAGGCAUACCACUACACUCACGAACUACCUGUGAGCAACACGCAAUCCGAUUUCUUCGAUCCAGUUUUCGAGGACUUGAUCACGCAGGAUCCAAGAUCUGCGAGGUUCUCAUUUGAGUACGCGCUUUCCCCGCUGACUGGUGACGGUGCUGGUGCCCGUGAGGACAUAUUUGACGUACUUAAGCGGUCCUCGGCAAGAGAGGACAAAGACCCCGUUGCCAAUCGUAAGGAGUCCGACUACGUCUUAUCCGUUAAGAUUGUCACAGAUGGGAAAUACGAUGAUGCGAAGUGCAAAGCUGAAAGGUUUCUUGAGUACGUGAGACAGCUGGAGUCGCUAUGA
Molecule: messenger RNA, 1218 nt
Organism: Huiozyma naganishii CBS 8797
Lineage: Eukaryota; Fungi; Ascomycota; Saccharomycetes; Saccharomycetales; Saccharomycetaceae
Gene: PDX1
Product: Pdx1p
Exons: 1
Coding region: 1-1218 (405 amino acids)
Biological process (GO): pyruvate decarboxylation to acetyl-CoA
Cellular component (GO): pyruvate dehydrogenase complex
Molecular function (GO): dihydrolipoyllysine-residue acetyltransferase activity
Source: RefSeq, a predicted model, not a curated record